Penicillium atrosanguineum is the source of this 2037-nucleotide messenger RNA. RefSeq lists its product as uncharacterized. The record is from RefSeq and is a predicted model, not a curated record. NCBI's taxonomy places the organism in Eukaryota, Fungi, Ascomycota, Eurotiomycetes, Eurotiales, Aspergillaceae. Bases 1 to 2037 code for a protein of 678 amino acids. Gene Ontology annotation, biological process: DNA-templated transcription; regulation of DNA-templated transcription. The transcript has 9 exons. Gene Ontology annotation, molecular function: zinc ion binding; DNA binding; DNA-binding transcription factor activity, RNA polymerase II-specific. Gene Ontology annotation, cellular component: nucleus.
AUGCCUGGACCAACAAGAGGGAGCCCAGGCUGCCUUCUAUGUAAAGCUCGCAAAGUAAGAUGCGACAAAGCCCAGGGUCCCUGCAUGCAGUGCAGUCGCAUGCGUCUAGAAUGUCCUGGCCUUGGCGAUGAGGAGGUGACAUCGCAAGAGCUUCACUCAAUCGUCGAUGACGCCUUUCAGCAUGCAGGCCGUCGGAGACGGGUUGUUGGUGCUUGUCAGGAAUGCCAGGUCGCCAAAAUCCGAUGUAGUCGUGAGAAACCUCGCUGCCAGAGCUGUAUCUCGAGGGCUCUUGGCUGUGUGUACUCCGGAGACCGGGUAAAAAGGCGUCGGGUGGAUCGCGAGGUGGUACAGAAAUCACCCUCCUCUCCGUGGCAAUUGCAACCUGUGACUCGAGAAAAUGAGUGGAUGGCCUCUCUGAGCCUUCCAGAUGAUACGAAUAAAAUACGACAACUUGUCGAGGCUUACUUCAUGCACAUCCAUCCUCUUCGCUGUUUAAGUUUUAUCCACAAGCCAUCUUUCAUGCACGCAAUUGACAAUGGCGAAGCCACGGAAGAAUUUGGCGAGGCGCUUCUCUAUAUAAUGUGCGCCUUUGGGUCCAGAUAUUACAAUUUUUCAGCCUCGGCAAUACAGACAGGAAAUCAGGACCUCGGGACAGGCUGGGUCGAAAGGGCACAGGAGCUUGCAUUUAUCAAACUUGGAAAGCCAAGCGUGUCAAAUCUGAUGGCACUGGUUCUUUUAUGUGAAUGGCACAUUCGUUUUGGACAGGAAAGCACAGCGUUUACGAUUUCCGGAAUCGCCUCUCGCCUCGCUCAGUUGCUGCGACUAGACUCUGAGCCCACCCCUGAGAGUCUGACUGGAAUACCGAUGGCCUUAGUCACGGCCGAAAAAGAAGCGCGACGACGGCUAGUUUGGUCUUGCUACAAUCUGGACGUGCAUAUAAGCUCUGGAGUGGAUCUUAUAUCCAGCUGGCCUUCGGUACCCAAGACGCAUCUUCCAUGCUCAGGUCGGGAAUUUAAUCUACAGAUUGAGUGUGAGACAGGGACGCUUCGAGAGGGACCGGAAUUCUUGGAUGGACUCAAUAAAACUACGAGCUUGAGUCUCGAGGCAUAUUUUGUUUACAUUAUGUACCUGCGCAAACAGGUUCUCAGCGUGAUUCGAAAAGAAGGAAACGAUGCCGUGCCUGAGUUUGACAAGCUUGUUUCCACUUUGGAAAAAUGUGGCGAGUCUUUCCCAAGGCACCUGCAACUCAACGAGAUGAAUGCAUAUGUCCAUGAAGAGAACCAUCAGCUUUCGGCAUUCUACGCACUCCAUCUACUCUACAACCAAUGCUUCUGCGAUCUUUACCGCAUAGCUCUUCCAGGUUACAGGUUUCCUUUAUCAUCGGCCCUUAUAAAAAGCCGACCGGAUAGCAUGCGAAGUCUUCAAUCAGAAUGCGUGGGACGCGCUCAAAAACUGACAGGGAUCUUACAAAGCGCGUUGAACCGCGGCCUCAAAGCCUUCACCGACUCAGUAAUGUCAGACAGUACUUCUGUAAGCAAAAAUAUUGAUAUCAACCUGGCCUCGCUGGAUGUCAUUCUCGGUCGAAGUAAGAAGCGAGAUGCGCUGUUCUCCUCACUAUCAAAACUGCUUCAAGAAUUUGGAUUUUUAGAGCUGGCUAACCAGUGGCUGGAACGAAACAAAAUGAGCUUCCCCGGUUCUCAUACGCGCGAAGACUCAUCGCCAGAAACACAUCAUUUGCACCCGCUAGCAAACUAUCGCAUGACCUGGAAAGAGAUCUCAUGGCCCCAAAAAGCCAAUGGAAAUACCGAAAUCCCAGUCUCGCAAGCGACUAAUUUCCUAGUUAUUGAGGAUUACGCUAGAGAGAAGUCGAUGGACCCUGCCCUUGCAGCAAUGCCAUCCGACGAAUACUCUCUGGAUAUCAAUGAUUUAACAUCGAUGGGCGAUACAUUUAUGCCUGAUAUCGACUCCUAUCUGCAAAUGGCAGAUGAAUUCUCGUCUUACUUGACGUGGGAUCCUUGGAACUUUGGAAUCGCUUGA